AUGUUAUCAUUUGUAUUGCUAAGCUCAUUCACAAACCAUCGAUACAAGUUGACACAUGUGACGCAUGCUCAUCUCCAUAGACUAUCACGGUACCUUGUGCAUGUCAGAGAGUUUUACGAGAUCUUUGACAAGCACAAUGGCAUUGAUGGUAAAGCGAUCACACUUGGAGAUCGCAUUACCAAGCUAGAGGAGAUCAAGCGGUACUUCAAUUCAAUUGAGAAUGUUUCCCAAGCGUUCAAGGACCACCUGCAGACAACUAUAGAUGGUCUCACCAAUCUCGCAGCAUGGCACAACAAACAUUUCCCACAAUCUCCAGCACUCACCAAGAUCAGUCAUCUGGGCACAAAUGCCGUCGAGUGGUACUUCAGUACCGUGCGGAGGAAGGUCUUCAAGCCCAACUUCAUGUCGUUCUAUCAGUAUCAGAGGGCAGCAUUAUUGGAGCUCAUCAAGAAGCACAAUGUUGACUCGAGAUACAAAGGACAUAAGAAUGUUUUCAACACGACCCGCAACUACAACUCAAAUCAAGAUCUGUCCUUCUGUCAAGCGUUGCUCACCGCGCUUACUCCAAAGUUCACGAGAGGUCACCAAUCCAAGUUGGACAGCCGCUCUAACGCCGCCGACACUGGAGACAAGGGUGUAGGGGCACCCGCGGGUAACAAGAAUGCUGUUCAACCGAACACAGGGAACGCUGGUAGUGCUUCCACAACCACACAGGACCAGCACUCUGUCCAAGAGCCAUCAACCCAAGGUCCAUCAAACAAGAAGCUAGAUACCUCAAGCCUCAAGUUGUUUGCCAAGGCAUAUCCAUAUUCAAGAAGCAUCUAG
This is a messenger RNA of Acytostelium subglobosum LB1, 825 nucleotides long. RefSeq lists its product as hypothetical. The record is from RefSeq and is a predicted model, not a curated record. The transcript is spliced from 2 exons. NCBI's taxonomy places the organism in Eukaryota, Evosea, Eumycetozoa, Acytosteliales, Acytosteliaceae. Bases 1 to 825 code for a protein of 274 amino acids.